Molecule: messenger RNA, 3002 nt
Organism: Lycium ferocissimum
Lineage: Eukaryota; Viridiplantae; Streptophyta; Magnoliopsida; Solanales; Solanaceae
Product: protein NO VEIN-like
Exons: 6
Coding region: 6-2882 (958 amino acids)
Biological process (GO): leaf vascular tissue pattern formation; embryo development ending in seed dormancy; root development
Cellular component (GO): nucleus
Source: RefSeq, a predicted model, not a curated record
AAGAUAUGCGUCCUAGAGAAUCAAUUGCAAGUGAUUGGGUGUCUGAUGAGUUUGACAAUUUGCUGUCACGGUUAUCUUCAACGGGUGACAAGGAAAAAUGCAAGUACCUCUUGGAGGUACUUGAUAGUUUGUGGGAUGAUUAUUUCGCUGAUAAGGUUACUGGCUUCUAUUUCAGUUCCACUGGAGAACGGAAAUUAUUCGACUCUUCAUUCACCAGAACCCUCCGUGAUGUUCAAUGGCUGGCAUCAAGUAUGGAUAAUGAGCUUCACUGUCCAAGGGAGUUAUUCCAUGAUUGUGACGCUGUGCGCUCAAUUUUUGGUGACAACGCUCCUUAUGCCAUUCCAAAGGUGAGAAGCAAAAAGUUGUUAACAGCUCUUGGUUUGAAAACACAAGUUACAGUUGAUGACACUUUAGCAAUUCUUAAAGUGUGGAGAGCUAAACUACCUCUGAGUGCUAGUUUAUCACAAAUGUCAAAAUUCUACACUUUCAUCUGGAGUAGGAUGAACACUUCAGAGAGGAAGGUUGUUGAAGAAUUAUGUAAUGGACCUUUUGUGUUUGUCCCUUGUAAGUUGGUUGCUUCACAUGAAGAUGUAGUACCUGGUGUUCUUUUGUCAUCUAAAGAAGUCUUCUGGCGUGAUUUAACUGGUUCCACUGACCAAGUGAAGAUGGUCUGCCCAGAAUUUGAUCCACAUUCAGUUCAGCACCCUUAUACCAAAAUGCUAUGUAGUGUUUAUCCAUCCCUUCAUGACUUUCUUGUGAAAGAAUGUGGAGUGGAUGAGUUCCCUCAUUUCCAUGGAUACCUUCAAAUAUUGCUGCAGUUGUCGGCUGCUGCUUUACCUUCACAAGCAGCUAAGAAUGUCUUCCAAAUAUUUCUCAAGUGGGUUGAUGAGCUAAAUUCAGGAUCUUUGAGUUCUGAAGAUAUUGGUUUCUUGAAGGAAGGUCUUUUGACAAAGGAUUAUCUGGUUCUUCCAACUGCAGAAGAUAAAUGGGUAUCUCUGAACCCAUCUUUUGGGCUCAUCUGUUGGUGUGAUGAUGAUAAGUUGAGGACGGAAUUUGAGUAUUUUGAUAGUAUUAAGUUUCUCUACUUUGGGCAACUCAAUGACAGGGAAAAGGAGAUUCUCCAAACAAAAGUUUCAAUGUUCUUGCGCAAAUUGAAUAUUCCUUCUCUAUCAGAGGUCGUAACUCGUGAAGCAAUAUAUGAUAGUCCAACAGACUCUAGCUUGGUUGCUUCAAUGAUUAACUGGGUUCUUCCAUAUGCUCAACGCUAUAUAUAUAACAUUCAUCCAGACAAGUAUUUGCAGCUCAGCCAGUCGGGAUUUCAAAACCUGAGAUGUCUGCAAGUUGUUGUUGUGGAAAAGUUGUUCUACAGGAAUGUUAUAAAAAGUUCCCACAUAGAAUCGAAGAAACGGUUCGACUGCAGUUGUCUGCUAGAGGGAAAAAUCCUACAUACCACUCGAGAAUCAGAUUCUCAUUCAAUAUUCAUGGAGAUUUCUCGUUUAUUCUAUUCUAGAGCUCCUGACUUGCACUUGGCGAACUUUCUUCAUAUGAUCACGACAAUGGCAAAGUCAGGUUCCACUGAGGAGCAAAUUGAGAUUUUCAUUUUGAAUAGCCAGAAAAUGCCCAAGCUUCCUGUAGGUGAAUCUGUUUGGUCACUUGCCCACAUUCCAUUGUCAACUGAUAGUGUGACUUGGCUGAUGACUAGUUGUGCUUUUAGAACAAUUGGUGAGACAAAUGCUCUGAAUUUCAAGAAGAAACCUGGAGGCAGCUCAAAUUGCCCACCUCGGAAAACUGACCGUGGUGUCCAUGAUGAUUCUCGUGCAAGUGUUAUUAAGACACAGGCAAGGAAGAAAGAGACUAUUGAAGAAGUUGUAGAAGAAACAUCUGAUCUGGCUCCAACUACUCAGAUCACUUGUGUUCCCAAUGAUGCUGUAGCCCCUGCAGCCUGCAAAACUAAUCACGGUUUCCUCGGUUCUCGUGCAAGUGCUAACGAGAAGCAGGCAGCCUGUGGGAUACUUCCAAGAAAGGAGGAGACUACUGUAGAAGUUAUAGAAGAAACAUCUGCUCUGGUUCCAACUGCGAUCACUUGUGUUCGCGAUGAUCCAGCACCCCCUGCAGACUACAAAACUAAUCACGGUUUCCUCGGUUCUCGUGCAAGUGCUAACGAGACACAGGCAGCCGGUGGCAUCCUUUCAAGAAAGGAGGAGACUAUUGAAGAAGUUAUAGAAACAUCUGCUCUGGCUCCAACUGAUCAUGGUUUCCACGGUUCUCAUGCAAGUGUUAUGAAGACACAAGCAACUAGUGGCAUCCAACCAAGAAAGGAGAACACUGUUGAAGAAGUUAUAGCAGAAACAUCUGUUCUGGCUUCAACUAACAUCCCUCAUAGUCGCAAUGAUCCAGCACCUGCUGCAGCUUUACUAAGUUCACAAGAUACUAAUCAUGUAUGUAAUUUGCUUGUAUCUUCUACUGUCAAUGCUGCAAGUUGUUCUCCUUGUAAUGUGACUGUACCACAAGACCUGAAUUAUAGUUCAUUUGAUAUGAGAGAAAGAGGUGGUCAGCCGUCCAUAGGCACGGGAAAUUAUCCUCAACAGGCAAUGUUAACUGGCAGAUUCUCCGAUCAUGUACAUAAUAAUGUAACAACACCACAAGACCUGAACUAUAAUUCAUUUGAUGCGAGAAAAAGAGUUCAGUUGUCUUUUGGCACGGGUGAUCCUCAACAGGCAUUGUUAACUGGCAGACUCGGGGAAUCUGUUGCUUUCAAAUACUUUGUGGGGAAACUUGGUGAGCCUUUUGUGAAAUGGGUCAAUGAAACUUAUGAGACGGGGCUUCCUUACGACCUUCUUGUGGCAGGUAAUGAGUAUGUAGAAGUAAAGGCAACUAGAUAAGCGACAAAGGAUUGGCUACAUAUCACCUUGAGGGAAUGGCAGUUUGCAGUUGAGAAAGGUGAACUUUUUAGCAUAGUACAUGUUGUAUUAUCACCUCAUAAUGCAGCAAAAGUGACAGUU